AUGGCUGUCGAAUCAGAGGAAGUUCACCAUGAGUCAUCUGAAGAAUACGACCCUGAAGAAUACGAAGAUGAUGAGGAGGUGCUCGAUACUGAGCACAUAGAUGUGGAAAUGGAAAAAGAUGAUUUCAAGACACAGGGUAAAGAGAGAUGCAAGGAUGUUUUCCUUAACUUCAGUUCCGAUUAUGAAGAUAAUGAAGCCGAUGAAAACAAUAACUUACUUGAUGAAGAUGAAGAAGGGUUUGGUUCAGAAGAGGAAAUCAAUGACACAGCAGGGGCUAAUGAUCUUGAUUUAGGAGAUGUGGUUGGUGCAGGAUUCCCCUUUCAUGACCCAUCAGUUAAGUGGAAUAAGAUGAAGCCCCUUCUUGGUGAAAGGUAUGAAUCACCACAUCAGUUGCAACAAUGUCUCACUAAUUAUGCUAUUAAGUCAGGGUAUAACAUUAAAUUUGCAAAGUGUGACACUGUGACAUUAACUGCCAAAUGUGGUUCUAAGAUGAAGUCUCAACCCUGUCCAUUCAGAGUUCAUGCUUCCUGGAUGACUCAAGAAAGAUGGCUAGCAAGACACUUUUUGAAGGAGUUGAUAAUGAAACCUAACUUGAAGUGUAAGGAGAUGCAAUCAAUAAUUAGCACGAAAUUUCAUUGUGGUGGGUAUUGGUCUAAGGCUUACAUAACAAGGUGUAGAGCAAUGAGCAUUAUAGAUGGUUUUGGAAUUGAAGGUGGCGGAGUGGCUGAAGUUGAAGGUGGUGGAGUUGAAAAUGAGGAUGAACCUAUUCCAGAAAAAUAUUUAGUCUAUUUAUGGAAGGCAAUGCAAGAUUUGAAACUAUCAGGGUAUUCAAUUGAAGAAAUUAAAAAUACACUUAGUCUGACAGAUUCACAUAUGAAACAGCUCAAUGAUUACAAUGACAUUAUUGAACAAGUUCUUCCUAUGUCUAUGGAAGAGGAGUAUCCACCUCAGACUGAGACACAAGAUAGGGCUGAAGAAAUUAUCCCUGAGACACAACCAGAAAGUGAAGAAGAAGAAGAAGAAGAAGAAGAAGAAGAAGAAGAAUAA
This is a messenger RNA of Lactuca virosa, 1047 nucleotides long. NCBI's taxonomy places the organism in Eukaryota, Viridiplantae, Streptophyta, Magnoliopsida, Asterales, Asteraceae. The record is from the annotation of a GenBank genome assembly.